Messenger RNA from Branchiostoma floridae (Florida lancelet), 578 nucleotides. Its product is annotated as 60S ribosomal protein L27a-like. The transcript is spliced from 5 exons. The record is from RefSeq and is a predicted model, not a curated record. Gene Ontology annotation, biological process: translation. Gene Ontology annotation, molecular function: structural constituent of ribosome. Gene Ontology annotation, cellular component: ribosome; cytosolic large ribosomal subunit. The coding region runs from base 87 to 530 and encodes 147 amino acids. NCBI's taxonomy places the organism in Eukaryota, Metazoa, Chordata, Leptocardii, Amphioxiformes, Branchiostomatidae.
AAGGGCGUUCUCGCGAGGUCUCGGCACGAGAUGCGCAGAAAGGUGCGCAGUGGUCUAGAAUCGGCCUUUUUGGUCGAGCUUCCAAAAUGACUGCCAAGCUGAAAAAGACAAGGAAGCUGCGUGGCCACGUCAGCCAUGGCAAGGGGCGUAUCGGCAAGCACAGGAAACAUCCAGGUGGCCGUGGUAACGCCGGAGGACAGCACCACCACAGGAUUAACUUUGACAAAUACCAUCCCGGGUACUUCGGAAAGGUGGGCAUGCGUCACAUCCAUCUGAGGAGAAACCAGCAGCAUUGUCCUGCCGUCAACCUGGACAAGCUGUGGACGCUCGUCAGCGAUCAGACACGCGAGGUCUACGCCAAGAAAACAUCCGUGGCUCCCGUCAUCGACGUCGUGAGAGCGGGAUACUACAAAGUCAUCGGGAAGGGCCGUCUGCCCAAGCAGCCCGUCAUCGUGAAGGCCAAGUUCUUUUCUCGCCGAGCUGAAGAGAAGAUAAAGGACGUUGGCGGAUGCUGCAUUCUCGUGGCAUAGAGUCUUUAUCCCAGUAAAUUCCACAUUAAAAAAACACAUCCUGUCUGA